Molecule: messenger RNA, 2310 nt
Organism: Danaus chrysippus (African queen)
Lineage: Eukaryota; Metazoa; Arthropoda; Insecta; Lepidoptera; Nymphalidae
Source: the annotation of a GenBank genome assembly
AUGAACUUAUCUUUCGCCGGUUGUGGAUUUCUUGGCAUUUACCAUGUUGGUGUUGCAGUGUGUCUUAAAAAAUAUGCACCUCACUUGCUUAUAGGAAAAAUUUCAGGAGCUUCUUUUGGGGCAGUAUCAGCCUGCUGUUUGCUCUGUGAUUUGCCUAUUGGCGAGAUAACGAGCGAUGUUUUGAGGGUGGUUAGUGAAGCGAGGGCAGGAUCCCUUGGACCAUUCAGUCCUUCAUUUAGCAUUCAAAAUGUACUUCUGGACAGUAUGCAGAAGUAUCUUCCGCAUGACGCUCAUAAAAUCGUCAGCGGGAAGCUCCAUAUAUCGCUAACCAGGGUUUACGAUGGCAAGAACGUAAUUGUCACUGAUUUUCCAACGAGAGAGGACCUGUUGCAAGCUCUGUUAGCGUCAUGUUUCGUGCCAGUUUUCUCCGGGAUGUUGCCGCCCCGGUUUCACGGUAUAAGGUACAUGGACGGAGGAUUCAGCGAUAAUUUGCCCGUUUUGGAUGAAAAUACGAUCACCGUCAGUCCGUUCUGCGGCGAAAGUGAUAUCUGUCCUAGAGACCUUAGCUCACAAUUAUUCCAUGUGAAUUUAGCGAAUACCAGCAUAGAACUGUCCAAGCAAAACAUAAACCGUCUUGCUAGGAUUCUAUUUCCACCAAAACCUGAAAUUCUCAGCAAUAUGUGUAAGCAAGGUUUCGACGAUGCUCUUCGUUUCCUACAUAGAAACAACAUGAUAAGCUGUACUAGAUGUCUUGCUGUACAAUCAACCUACCAGUUACAAGAUGUUCUGGAUGAUAAAACGUAUGAUUACGAUCCCGAAUGCGAGGAAUGUAAAACACACAGGCAGGAUGCUCUAGUGGAUGAUCUCCCGGACACAGUGAUGACAAUCUUCCAGAAUGCUAUCGAGUCCGCCAACACCGGCCUCGUCAACUGGGUCAUGAGACAGAGAGGGAUGCGAUGUGUUUCACUACUGACGCUACCAUACAGGGUCCCAGUGGAUGUUAUGUACGCUACAUUUACCAAAUUCGUAGCAUGCACACCAAAGAUGAGCAAGACUCUGUGGAAAGUUAGCUGGCAGAUAGCUCGUCAGUUACACGGGUUCCUGUACUCGGCUCCAGACCGUUCGGAGGCUGCGAGGAUAUACUACAAGCUGAGUCACGAACACCGAGACGAACAUCGUCUGGAUAGAAGGCGUGCCAGUGAGUUGCGCGUGACGUAUGGCGACAUGCCAGCGGAGGCGGACACGUUUGAGCACAUCCUGAACGUGACAUCUCAUAAUGAUGCUCUACUCGCCUAUUACUAUCUGGACAGUGACAAUAAGAUGAAGAUGACGGAGAUCUAUGACGUCACUGAUGCGGACACCGAUGCGGUACAGUCUCCAACCGAGCGUGAUGUCAACAAACAACUGGAGUUCGACAACGACUGGUCGGGAGAACUGAUGGCCGAAGACGAUGAAUUGGACUUGGAUGGUGUUGACGAUGAUUUAGAAGACAGAAACAUAUUCUCAGACCCAGAGAGCGAGUGGACCAGACGGCAGUCAUUUUCAAACUCUUCCAGUGAAGGAGAUCAACCGGAAUCAGACAGACAAUUGUUGGAACACAUAGACUGUGAACGUUUAGCGAAGACGGUAAACAAGCGAGCCGUCAUUCUCACAAAAUUUAUGCUCAGCAACUUGAUAGAGGCGAUCGCACAGUUAUUAUCAAACACUACGCUUCUAUCCUCGCUGCUAAUCGAAGGUUUACCUUUGAGGGUUCCGUACCUCAAUUCUAUUUGUGAGGCGAUACUGACAAACAAUUCCCUGCAACACCUCUAUCUUCCGAGAUGUUCAAUUGGCGACGCCGGAUGUUUGGCAAUCUGCAAGGCUGUCAGAUGUCUGCCAAACAUUCUAACCAUGGACCUUAGCGGCUGCGAACUGACUGCGACAGGCGUUGGGUAUAUAGCGGACUUGAUCAAGUAUCAAAAAAUCCACCGGUACAGUGAAAAUUGGGUGCACACUCUCCGCUACCGGCUACCAGACUUGGACACGAUGGCUGGCCUGAGAAGGAUCAGUCUGUGUGGGAACAAUCUAGGAGACAUUGGGAAACUGUUUGACGUUUUGGCGGACGAUUUGUGGAUCAAGGCGGUCGAUAUCCAAAACUGUGGGUUAACCGAAGAGAGCUCGGAGGCUGCCUUACAAAUGAUGCGGUCGAACACUACUUUAGUAAUACUAGACAUGCGACACAACCCGCUCAUACCAACCGAAACACUCUCAAAAAUAAGAUCGGCUUUGAGAGAGAACGAAAGAGGAAUCGGUGGUCAGGUAGACUCUUAG